Darwinula stevensoni is the source of this 1064-nucleotide messenger RNA. Lineage: Eukaryota; Metazoa; Arthropoda; Ostracoda; Podocopida; Darwinulidae. The record is from the annotation of a GenBank genome assembly.
CUCCACAGUGCCCCCCUCCAUCCCGCCUCCACUGUCUCAAUGUCUCCUUUUUCCUCGCGUUUCCAUGAUACUACUACUCCUACGUAGACGAGGACAGAGGUCUGGUCAUGUCCUUGAAUCUGCCCUGCUCAAGUCUCCAGCUCUUCGUCUUUCUCCUCCCCUGCUUGGGUGGAUACGUGUCGGAGGUGAGGGUAAGCCCGGAAGUGGUGAGAUCGGGUGACACAAUCACCUUGGAGUGCAUGUAUCAAGAGAAUCAAAAAGUGGAUUCCGUGAAAUGGUUCCGAAAAAUCGACGAAUUCUUCACUUACACACCGGGGAAAUUGGAUCCCAUCCGACUCUUCGAUCUUCCUGGCGUCCACGUCGACGCGACGCGGUCGGACGCUCGAGUUGUGACGCUGCGGAAUGUGUCGCUGGAGACGUCCGGGAUGUAUCGCUGCGAAGUCACGGAUGCCGGUUCCUAUGCCGUUGCCUUUCAAACAACCAACAUCAGCGUCUACGAACUUCCAACAUCGCAGCCAACGAUCACGAUGUGGCCGGACGUGCUGGCCACAACGUUGGACGGGGAACUCCCCCGAAUUUAUCAUUUCAACUGUUCCUCGCCUUUCUCCAGUCCUCCCGCCAACCUCACCUUUUAUCUCUAUGACGAUGAGGUACCGAGGAGGAUGCUGAUUCCCUACAAAGGAAUGGUGGACUCAACGGGUCGACUCAAGACUUCGGUCCUGGGACUACGGGUCAGCAGCGACGAGGUCAAACUCGGUCGACUGGAAGUGAAGUGCGAGUCGAGCAUCGAUCAAAUCUACACGCAGGCUUCCCACAAAUACGUCAACCUUCUUCCAGAGGAGAAACCCAAGGAAUCUCAAAUGAAAAAGCAAAGACCUGCAUCCAGCAUCCCCUCCUACACUUCCCGACAAGGCAAGUUCUUCCUCUCAUCUGUGUUUCGCGAGGACUUGAGGGGAGAGAUCGAUCACUCAUUUCCGGGUUUCCGUUUCCAGGUGGGAGAGGAGAUAGGAUUCGUCCAUGGUCAACGUGUAUCUCCAUGUUCCUGGCCGCUCUCCCCUUCUUAG